Penaeus vannamei (Pacific white shrimp) is the source of this 3771-nucleotide messenger RNA. It is a transcript of the gene Abi, whose product is annotated as tyrosine kinase Abl. Gene Ontology annotation, cellular component: actin-based cell projection; SCAR complex; lamellipodium. Gene Ontology annotation, biological process: neuron migration. NCBI's taxonomy places the organism in Eukaryota, Metazoa, Arthropoda, Malacostraca, Decapoda, Penaeidae. The record is from RefSeq and is a predicted model, not a curated record. Gene Ontology annotation, molecular function: signaling adaptor activity; SH3 domain binding.
AAAGCGAAGUGAAGUGUGUUGAAAGCAUAUUUUGGCCUUAAAUAGGAAGUAUAUCACUCUUUCCAUGUCAAGAGAAGACGUGGCAGCCAUGGCUCUGUCAUCGGAGUUUGUGUCGCUGGUCCAGCAGGAGAUUCCGGAGGGACGGCAGUCACUCUCGGACUCUCAUGCCAACCUGGAGAAAGUGGCUUCAUAUUGCAUAGAGAACUUUGCGAGGGCAGAGAACAAAGCCCAAGCACUGGAGGAAACUAAGAACUACACGACGCAGUCCCUUGCUAGUGUGGCUUACCAGAUAAAUACUCUAGCAUACAACUUCUUGCAAAUGAUUGAUCAGCAGGCACACCAAUUGGCAGAAAUGGAGAGUCAGGUUAAUUACAUAUCUCAGAUGGUAAUGGUUCACAAGGAGAAGGUGGCCAGGAGGGAGAUUGGCGUCCUCACGACCAACAAGACAACUGCCAGGCAAUACAAGAUACUUGCGCCAGCAAACACAGAGAAACCAAUCAAAUAUGUGAGGAAGCCCAUCGACUUUGGAUGCUUAGAUGAUGUAGGGCAUGGCAUGCGUUCAUCGUCCAGCAGUACCCCACGGUCCAGACGUUCAGCCAGCAGUGUGGGCAUGCCCCCUCCAGUCCACCAGCCCCCCACUUCUGCCGGACCUGCCCCCACCACGAAGCCACCAACACCUCCCCAGGCCAACAGGUCUGUGAGCAGCCUCUCUAGGGGCUCACGGGAGUACCGCACUCCUCCAGCUGUGGCACCUCCUCAGGUACCUAGCAACUAUGCUCCCAACUACCCUAUUGGCCAUCCACGACGUAAUGACCGCUCGAGUGGCUACAGCACCUUGCCCCACCAGUCAGCUGCCCAUGUAGCCCCCAUGAACCACAACGGGGGAGCAGCACCUCCUCCCCAAGUGGGCAUGGUGCAUCCCAUGGCCCAUGGCGCACCCCAGGGUUCCUACACCCCGCCUCCUCCCCCACCCCACAUGGAGCAACCGCAAUAUGCAGCCCAUCCUAUGGGUAUGCCACGCUACCCCACUCUGAUACGACCCGCCAUGACCUUACCAAAGAACCUGACUAACAAGAGCCUCUCGAACAAGAGCAACGAGGCAGUCUUAGCCCCCCCGUCACCAGCCUCCUCUGGGGUAGUGAGUGAGCAGGAGUACACAGCCGCUCUUCGGGUGCCUCGUCCUCCCCUGCCCCCACCGCCCCCCAGCGACACUGACAUCCCUCCAGCUGUACCCCCGCACUUCAUGGAGAAAGCCAUGAAUGACGACCCAGCCCCUCACCGUGUCCCAGGCCCUAAUCCCCCAGCGGUGCCCCCCCACUACUUGGAGAAAGUCAUUGCAGUUUAUGACUACACGGCCGACAAGGAGGACGAGUUGAGCUUCUCGGAGAACGCAGUCAUUUACGUCAUCAAGAAGAACGACGAUGGCUGGUGGGAGGGAGUUAUGAAUGGGGUCACAGGGCUCUUCCCGGGCAACUAUGUGGAGCCUUUGAUGUGAGACGACGACAAUGGGACCUUCUUUCAGCAUGGAAGGUGGAGUUGGAGAUGGAGGCAACAGUGCAAGGAGGUGGAGGAGGAGCUCGAGGACGAGCACAAGAACAUCUGCACAGGGUGGAGACGAAGAGUCAUCAGGAGUGUCGAGGGGGAGAAGAAACAGGAGGUCUGCAAGGCAGACGAGGACUUGUGCAAAAACGAGACCCUUAUUGGUCAUUGUGGUUUGGAUGUGAGGAAGACGAGUUGGAGUAGGAGGAUAAUGGUGGGGCGAGUCCUGAUGGCCCUGAUUGUGGUUCGGGAGUUAGGCCUUCUGAGCGUUUUGUGUCUGUGUACAUAUCUCGCCUGAGGGGUUCUUCGUACGACAUUGACAGUAUUACCCAUGUUAUGAUUUAAUGAAAAAGUGAAAGUCCAGUGAUUAGUGUUCCCAUUAUUAUUUUUCUUCAUUUUCCCCUUUUUUCAUUAAUUGUGUUACUUCAUAGUUCCUGAAAAUAAUGCUGUAUAUUAAUGUAAAGAAAAAAGAAAAGAAAAAAAUUACCCCCUUUUUUUCUUAUACAUAUCACAACAUAAAGUGAAUAUGACAGAUUAUCCAAUCAGAUAUAUCAUGCUUCAAAAGAGAAAGAUGCAUUACCAUAAUGAUUGCACAAAAGAUACAAAAAAGAUAUUUAAAAAAUGUAGAUUUAGAAGAAAAAACGUUAAGCUGAGGUAUGCUUGUUCCUUAAUCAGUUAUAUAGAUACAAGCUAGAUUUUUAUUUACAAAAUGUAACGGAUUUGUUCCUGCAGUAGAGAGAAUAAGCCCCAAACUAAAAAAAAAAAAUUAUAAUAAAAAAAAUCCUGUAAAGAAAAAAUCAUUUGUACAUUCAGCUAGAGAUAUUCUCUGUGUUUGUCCUUAUUGAUAUUAAAAACCUGCUAAACUGACAUUGUAUCCAAUUCAAAAGCUUUUUUUAAUUUUUUGUGUUUCUUAUGUACAUAUAACAGGAGAAUGAAUCAAAGACUAGCUUCUUUACCAUGGAUAAAUGAAAGAGUGUGAAAGGGUGAGAAAGGAAGGAAGAAAGAAUAAUCAUGAUAUAAACAGUAUAUAAAGAAUGAUAAUGAUAUCAACAGAAUAUAGCAUUGCCCAUGUGCAUGUCUUAGACCAUAAGGCUACAAAUGGAGAUGUAUUUGUGAAUUGAGUACUGUAUUCUGGGAGUUUGGUCAUUUUUGGUCAAAAUAAAAGAGAGGAAAAACGAUAAAAAACAAUGGUUAAGGAAAACCUAUGCUAUAUGGUGAUAAAAUAGAAAUUGAUGCAAUGAUGUUAGGGUUCACUCAACAAGAAUUUCACAUGCAGAUGGUAAGGGAAUGCAAUAAAUAUAUAAAUGAUAAUGAUGAUAGAUAUUGUCUGUUUUUCUUCAUUGGUUACUGCAUAUUGUUUGUUCCUGUGUUUGCCUUUGUAUUCUGUUUUAUUUGCUUAUGUACAUAGAUAUAUAUAUAUAGGUUAACCAAGAGAUGAGAGAGUGUUUUUUCUUUCUUUUCUAUGCAUGAAUGAAUUCUUAUUUUUAUCCCUUUUUCACAUUCUUCAUUCUCUCCUCGUUUUUCCUUUAAGUGCCCAAGUACCCUAUAUUGUAAAGGUCAUGCUUUAGGAUAAAUGUUGUUGCAUCCAUUAUUUUUAUUUUAUUAUUAUUUUUAUUUUUUUUUUUUUUUUUUUUUUUUUUUUUUUUUUUCAAUUUUUGUUCAUGUUUUUAUAUUUACUAUUAUGUUUUCUUGACUUUUUCAUACAAUGAUAGCUUGAGAUAUUGAUACUAUUAAUGGGUUACUAACUUCAGCUGUUUGAGAUGCUGUACUAGUCAGUUCCCUUAUUUUUCUCUUUUUUAUGAAUAAUGAACAAUAUACAUGUGUAAUGAUAUUGUUAUUCUUUUAUUUUUAUUUUUUGUGUAAGAGUCAAUAACAAUAUACCUGUGUAAUACUAUAAGAAAGUUUAGUCAUAUUAUUGGCAGUCAUGCGCAAAGAUGAAUUUCCAAUAUCGAUAAGUUUGUAUCACAGAAGACUGUAUAAAAGAAAUACAGGCUGUUAUGUGUAUUGAUUAUGCCUUAUGUAUGUAAUCUUGUACAUAGGUUACUGCUGUAAACAGGUUGUAAGCAUCUGUUUAUACUAAGGCUGGUUUGACCAUAUACAUCCCCCAGAAUUUGGGUCAUUAUGUUCAUUGCAUAUGUUGCAGCAGAUGUAAGGUAUGGUUCAGGGUGCAUGAGCCUAGGUAAUCUUAAGUCUGUUUCAAAAUUUCCUUGUACAUUAAACAUACAACCUUUA